This is a messenger RNA of Cynocephalus volans (Philippine flying lemur), 849 nucleotides long. RefSeq names its product CD40 molecule (gene CD40). Gene Ontology annotation, cellular component: CD40 receptor complex; external side of plasma membrane. Gene Ontology annotation, molecular function: signaling receptor activity; protein binding; antigen binding. NCBI's taxonomy places the organism in Eukaryota, Metazoa, Chordata, Mammalia, Dermoptera, Cynocephalidae. The record is from RefSeq and is a predicted model, not a curated record. Gene Ontology annotation, biological process: defense response to virus; positive regulation of interleukin-12 production; response to type II interferon. The transcript is spliced from 9 exons. Bases 1 to 849 code for a protein of 282 amino acids.
AUGGUUCGCCUGCCUCUGCAGUGUGUCCUUUGGGGCUGCUUGCUGACCGCCGUCUAUCCAGAACCACCCACUGCAUGCAAAGAAAAACAGUACCCAAUAAACGGCCAGUGCUGUAGUUUGUGCCAGCCAGGACAGAAACUGGUGAGUGACUGCACAGAACUCAUUGACACAGAAUGCCUUCGCUGCAGUAAAGGCGAAUUCCUCGACACCUGGAACACAGAGAGACACUGUCACCAGCACAAAUACUGUGACCCCAACCUAGGGCUCCGGGUCCAGAGGGAGGGCACCUCAGAAACAGACACCACGUGCACCUGUGAAGAAGGCCGACACUGUACCAGUGAUGCCUGCGAGAGCUGUGCCCUGCACAGCCUGUGCUCCCCCGGCUUUGGGGCCAAGCAGAUCGCUACAGGGGUUUCUGAUACCAUCUGCGAACCCUGCCCGGUUGGCUUCUUCUCCAAUGUGUCAUCUGCUUUCGAAAAGUGCCGCCCUUGGACAAGCUGUGAGACCAAAGACCUGAUGGAACUACAGGCAGGAACUAACAAGACUGAUGCUAUCUGUGAUUCCCGGCAUCGGAUGAGAGCCCUGGUGAUGAUCCCCGUUGUGACAGGGAUCCUGUUUGCUGUCCUCUUGGUAUCUGCCUAUAUCAGUGAGUCCCCAGGAAAGGUGGUCAAGAAGUCAAAGGAUAAGGCCCCCCACCCGGAGACUGAAUGUCAGGAUCCCGUGGAGGUGAUUUUUCUGGACGACUUUUCCGGCCCUAACUCUCCAGUGCAGGAGACCUUACAUGGGUGCCAGCCAGUCACCCAGGAGGAUGGCAAGGAGAGCCGCAUCUCAGUGCAGGAGAGACAGUGA